Messenger RNA from Cylicostephanus goldi, 222 nucleotides. Lineage: Eukaryota; Metazoa; Nematoda; Chromadorea; Rhabditida; Strongylidae. The record is from the annotation of a GenBank genome assembly.
AUGGUCAAUAUAGCGGCGUGUGAUGUUCCAACAGCGAUUAUCACUGUAUUAACGUUGUCCAUCUGCGCUGAUAUGAGAUCAGAGGAGGACGAGUACAAGGACGACCACGAUCAUGAAGCAGAAUAUGGCGACGAUCCAGUGGAUUCACAAAGCACAAACGUUUCCAAGGAGGACAAGGAGGAUAACAGAAAGCGUACGUUUCACUCCAGCAUUUGCGUAUAG